Molecule: messenger RNA, 2160 nt
Organism: Dendrobium catenatum
Lineage: Eukaryota; Viridiplantae; Streptophyta; Magnoliopsida; Asparagales; Orchidaceae
Exons: 8
Coding region: 112-1839 (575 amino acids)
Source: RefSeq, a predicted model, not a curated record
AAGCGAUUAAUUUUGGGGGGAAUAGAGAAAGAGACAGAGAGAGAGGCAGUUCCAGAAUUUUCAGUUCGAUUUCUCAUCACAUCUCCCCUUGGAGCGAUUUUCUUUCCAUCUAUGUCGGUAUCUCGCUGUCUCGUCGUCUUCCUGCUCCCCUUCUCAUUUCUAGCUUUAACACUUUGUCGCGGUUCUUUUGCGGCGCCGCUGAUCUGUCCUCGAUCGGACGUAGUCGGAGUAGUGGAAGCUCUGAGAUCGCCGCAGUGCCCUCUUUGGAUCGAGCGUUCUUUUUCUGACGAGGUUAAUGGUGACAUUCUCGAUAAAGAGUUGGCUCAUGCUCAGGAUGGAACCUAUUAUUCAGUUUUUUUCUAUGCAUCGUGGUGCCCAUUCUCACAAAAGUUUAGAUCCAUAUUUGAUACACUCAGCUCCAUGUUUCCACAAAUAAGGCAUUUAGCAGUUGAACAAUAUUCUGCAAUGCCCAGUGUUUUCUCAAGAUAUGGGAUCCACGGUUUUCCUGCCUUUGUGUUGACCAGCAGAACAGCAAGCAUAAGGUAUCAUGGAUUGAAAGAUCUUGAUUCCUUGGUAGAUUUCUACAGAGAACAUACAGGUGAAGAUCCUGUUGCAUAUUUCUCUAUUGACCAAGGAAAGGAAAAUACAGGCGCUCUCCAGCCAUGGAGGGGAACAACUAAGGAAUUCCUAAAGAAUGAACCUUAUCUAGCAUUUUCUCUACUUUUUGUCUUCUUAAGGGCAUUUACUUAUUUCCUCCCCAAGGUUAUCUUUCAACUCAAAGCUUCCUGGGCUCUGUAUACCAAUCUCCAUGUGGACUUGGGCAUCUUUAGUGGACUGAAUCAGCUUCUGGGGCGUGUUCUACUUCUAAUUGAUGUGAAGAGGAUAUGGAGAAAAAUCGGCCUCACCAGCAAGACUGGAAAUUUCCAGAAAGGAGCGAAAAGCGCUCGGGUAUGGGCAUCCUCUCUUGCUUCUGUCUCUCUUGGUGAAUCAUCUCCUACUAGGCCAACCCUUUUGGAUUCUAUCCUAAUAGACUGUGAUGAGGAGGAAGAUGCUGGAGAGGAGGAGGUAGAGGAGGAAGAUGAUCACCUGCACCUAGAUGUUGCAAAGGUUAAUGGUGACACUCUUGAUAAAGAGUUGGCUCAUGCUCAGGAUGGAACCUAUUAUUCAGUUUUUUUCUAUGCAUCGUGGUGCCCAUUCUCACAAAAGUUUAGAUCCAUAUUUGAUACACUCAGCUCCAUGUUUCCACAAAUAAGGCAUUUAGCAGUUGAGCAAUAUUCUGCAAUGCCCAGUGUUUUCUCAAGAUAUGGGAUCCACGGUUUUCCUGCCUUUGUGUUGACCAGCAGAACAGCAAGCAUAAGGUAUCAUGGAUUGAAAGAUCUUGAUUCCUUGGUAGAUUUCUACAGAGAACAUACAGGUGAAGAUCCUGUUGCAUAUUUCUCUAUUGACCAAGGAAAGGAAAAUACAGGCGCUCUCCAGCCAUGGAGGGGAACAACCAAGAAAUUCCUAAAGAAUGAACCUUAUCUAGCAUUUUCUCUACUUUUUGUCUUCUUAAGGGCAUUUACUUAUUUCCUCCCCAAGGUUCUCUCUCAACUCAAAGCUUCCUGGGCUCUGUAUACCCAUCUCCAUGUGGACUUGGGCAUCUUUAGUGGACUGAAUCAGCUUCUGGGGCGUGUUCUACUUCUAAUUGAUGUGAAGAGGAUAUGGAGAAAAAUCGGCCUCACCAGCAAGACUGGAAAUUUCCAGAAAGGAGCGAAAAGCGCUCGGGUAUGGGCAUCCUCUCUUGCUUCUGUCUCUCUUGGUGAAUCAUCUCCUACUAGGCCAACCCUUUUGGAUUCUUGAUAUUGAACUUUGUUAUCUGAACUCCAUGGCUACAAUCACAAUAACAAUAAACGCUCAAUGUGUUUUGUAGAUCAGUUUUAAUGCUCGUAGGUUCAUCUUUUCUUCAUGAUGCCUAUUUGUUUUGGACCUUCAUGUAUGAGAUUGGAUACAAAUGAGGGGAUCAUAGCAUGUAAAUUUGGAGAACUUGGUCUCAAUGUAUAUUAAUAUUCAUCCAUAGACAAAAGUGUGAUGCUCCAUCCAUUUUGUUGUCUUGUGUCUGUAUUUGAGUUUCCAUUAGAGCUGUUUUCCAAGCUUUUUUUAUUGUUUCAGCUAUUAAACUUU